Messenger RNA from Brettanomyces nanus, 3039 nucleotides. RefSeq lists its product as uncharacterized. The record is from RefSeq and is a predicted model, not a curated record. Gene Ontology annotation, cellular component: DSIF complex. The transcript has a single exon. Gene Ontology annotation, biological process: transcription elongation by RNA polymerase II; regulation of DNA-templated transcription elongation; transcription elongation-coupled chromatin remodeling. Gene Ontology annotation, molecular function: protein binding; mRNA binding. The coding region runs from base 1 to 3039 and encodes 1012 amino acids. NCBI's taxonomy places the organism in Eukaryota, Fungi, Ascomycota, Pichiomycetes, Pichiales, Pichiaceae.
AUGAGUGAUACUGAAACGAAGGAGGGCAAAUCAAUGCAGGAGGGUCAGGAUAUUCCAGUUAAGACAGAGGAUACAGUAAAGGAGAAAUUGGAAGAAGUAAAAGAGAAUGAAGACCCAGGGGUCCUAAAGAAGGAACCAGAUCGGUCUGUUCUUCAAGAGGACAAUCAGAACGCCCCAAAAGAUGAUGAACCUGAGGAAAAAAAUGAAGAAGUUGAUGAAGGCGAUGAAGGCAAUGACGAUGCUGCUGCUGCCGCUGAUGAUGAUGAUGACGAUGACGAUGAUGACGACGAUGACGACGACGAUGAUGACGAUGAGGAUGACUCAAAAAAUCAUAAGAAAAGGAAAGGUAAUAAGUUCUUGGAUGUUGAGGCAGAAGUUGACGAGGAUGAUGAAGAGGAGGAGGACGAUGAAGAGGCCGAGCUUUUGAAAAGAGAGUUUUUGGCUGAUGAUCAAACUGGUAUUGAUGAGGAGGAAGGUGCACCAACUCACAUAAAAUUGGAUAGAUCAAGAGAGAAGUUGGAUGAGCAAGAUGCUCAGGCAUUGGCUGAUCAGUUCAAGCAAAGGUAUGGUCGUUCUGGAUCAUCUCGUUACAUGGGCAGCGGUGCCAAAGUGUCACAGCGUUUACUACUACCAUCCGUUGAAGAUCCGUCUAUCUGGGGUGUUCAUGUGAGAACUGGUCGUGAAAAGGUUGUUGUCAAGCAGUUGUACGCACGUAUGUUUAAUAUGAAGGGCGUUGAAGGUGUAUACAGUGCCUUUCAAAGGGACGAUUUUGUUGGCUACGUUUAUGUUGAGGCUCGCAGAAUGGACGCCGUGGACAGAAUUCUUGCUGGUAUCCCUGGUAUCUACACCAGUACCGGUAAAGUUCUUGUUCCAAUCGAUGAGUAUCCGGAUUUGCUUCGUGCAGCUCAUUCCGAAGAUUUGCAACUAAAGCCGGGAAGUUAUAUUCGUGUGAAGUCCGGGAAAUACAAAGGAGACCUUGGUGUUGUCGACAACUUGGCCGAAAAUGACUUAGAGGUCCGUGUUAAACUUGUACCACGUCUUGACUACGGCCAUGGUGGUGCCAAUUCUGGCCGUUUUGGUCGUGGUGGUUAUCGCUCUGGUAUGGCAAGGCCUCCUCAGCGUCCAUUCUCGCAGUUGGAGGCAUCUCAACAUGAUCCGGAGCAUCUUACCACCGCUAGAAUUGAUAGGGAUUAUUUUGUCUACCGCAAUGAGGAAUAUAUUGGCGGUUUUCUAUUCAAGGAUAUCAAUAUCUCUCAUUUGGUAACCAAGGAUGUUAAACCAGCAUUGCGCGAAUUGACCUUGUUCAAUGGCAGUGGUGAUACCGAUGGUAUUGAUAUGCAGAAUGUUGCAAAGACAUUAAAAAAGAGUCGUGAUGCGGCCAUCACUUUCCAGCCGAACGAUAGGAUUAUUGUGACGAGCGGCGAGCAAACUGGAAUGCACGGUCGUGUUAUCAGUGCUGCACAGGAUAAAAUUGUCACUGUGGUUCUUGAAGACAAAUCUUUUGCUGAAGGCAAGCAGAUCACCGAAGAGGUUGAUGUUCCUAUUAAAGCGCUAAGAAAAGUGUUUCUACCUGGUGAUCAUGUUUCUGUGAUCCAUGGUGUUCAUUCGGGAGAAAGUGGUAUGAUUGUGCAGGUUCAGGACAAGCAAGUGACUCUCGUGUCCGACCAAACUGGCCAGGAUGUCACUGUUUUUCCCAACUAUUUGCAGCGGUCUAGUGAUUCUGCUGCUGUGUCAACGGAAUCUGGUGGCUUUGAGUUACACCAACUUGUUCGUUUGAACUCCGAAGAAGUUGGUUUAGUUUUAAAAACUGAGAUAGAGGCUCUUACUGUACUUCGCACAGAUGGUCGUGUCUUACGUGUUGAACCAGAGCAGGUUCAAUCUGCUGUGUAUGUUGAUAGAAUGACGGAAAAGGCCACCGAUCGUGCCGGUAGUGAGCUGAAAGUGGGCGAUGUCGUUAAGGAAGUUCACGGAGAGAAGAGGCAGGGAUUUGUGUUGCAUAUUUACAGAACCUGGGUUUUCAUCAAGUCGAGAACUUCGGUUGAAAAUACCGGUGUGUUCGUGGUUGACUCUGAUGCGGUUCAAACAGUUUCUACGAAAGGAUCUCUUGUUUCACAGGCAUUUAAAGUGCCAGAUUUGAGUAAAAUGAAUCCUAACAGAAUGGACGCCGCUGCGUCUGCUUCGAUGACGGCUAGCACUGCUAAGAUGGGUGGAAGGGAUCCCUCUUUGCACCAGUAUGUCAGUGUGAGAAAGGGUCCCUACAAGGGUAAAAAGGGUAUUGUUAAGGAUGCCAAUGGUGACGUCGCUCGUGUUGAGAUGCAUAAUCCUGCCAAGAUCAUUCCUAUUCAAAAGAUAGACUUGUUGUUUGAGGUGAGGCCAGGAAAUUACAUUCCUUACGAACAGUUUUCUGAAUCCAGAAGAGCUGGCAGAGGCGGCGGUUUUGGGGGUCGUGGCGGUCGUGGAGGUUUCCGUGGAGAAUCAGCACCGCGUGGUUUUGGAGGUGUUACUUCUCGUGGAGGAGCACGUUCCUUUGGAGGUCCUAGAGGAGGAAUGUCGCCACAGGUUGGUGCUGGUUCCGUUCCGGGAUUUGGUAGCCCUGCUGGUGCCACAUCUCCGAUGUGGUCUUCUGGGGGUAGCAGAACGCCAACAUGGACUUCAACAGGUGGUCCUCAUGGGGACAAGACCCCUGCAUGGGGUAGCGGUGGUAAAACACCAUCUUGGAGCAGUGGUGGAAGCCGAACUCCAGCCUGGGGAUCUGGUAAUGGUGGAAGUAAAACGCCAUCGUGGAAUGGCGGUAAGACACCGGCUUGGUCGGCUGGUUCUUCGGGAGGAUCGCGGUCUGCAUGGGGUGGAAAGACUGAGUAUGGUGGUAGUGGUGGUAAAACUGCAUAUGAAGGUGGUGGUCGUUCUGCUUGGCAGCCGGAUGAAAAUGCCUCUAAAGCUACUAAUGAUUGGGGCUCUACUCCUGCUGCUGGAGACUGGGAUGCACCGACGCCGGCUCCGGCUCCUAAGCAUGAGGAUGAUUAUGUUCCAGAAGAAUGA